This is a messenger RNA of Thelazia callipaeda (thelaziosis nematode), 924 nucleotides long. The record is from the annotation of a GenBank genome assembly. Lineage: Eukaryota; Metazoa; Nematoda; Chromadorea; Rhabditida; Thelaziidae.
AUGAAAUUUUUGUGUAUGCGUUUAUUGUAUCAUUUUGAUAGACGAUAUGGAAAAUUGGAUACGUUUGAAAUUGAAAAGAAAAUUGGGAAAGGACAAUUUUCUGAAGUGUACAAAGCUCGAUGUAAAGAAGAUGGUAGCUAUGUAGCACUAAAGAAAAUCCAGGUUUAUGACAUGGUGGAUGCAAAAGCUCGACAAGAUUGUAUUAAAGAAAUUGAUCUUUUGAAGCAAUUGGAUCAUCCGAACAUUAUUCGAUGUUAUUCAUCAUUUAUUGAAAAUAAUCAACUGAAUAUUGUUCUCGAGUUAGCAGAUGCAGGAGAUCUGAGUCGUAUGAUACGGCAUUUUAAAAGAAGUAAACGUCUUAUUCCGGAGCAUGCAAUUUGGAAAUACUUCGUGCAGUUAGUGCGUGCAUUAAAACACAUGCAUUCGAGGCGAAUUAUGCAUCGAGAUAUUAAGCCAGCUAAUGUUUUCAUUACCGCGAAUGGUUUUGUGAAACUCGGAGAUCUUGGAUUAGGAAGAUUUUUCAGUUCAAGAACCACUGCAGCACAUUCUCUUGUCGGUACACCAUAUUAUAUGAGUCCUGAAAGGAUUCAAGAAAGUGGAUAUAAUUUUAAGUCAGAUCUCUGGAGCAUCGGGUGUUUAUUGUAUGAAAUGGCUGCUUUACAGUCUCCUUUUUAUGGAGAUAAAUUGAAUUUAUAUUCACUGUGCAAAAAAAUUGAAAAUUGCGAAUACCCACCUUUACCAGCUGAUAUCUACUCCAAGCAGCUUCGUGAUUUAAUAUCGCGAUGUGUUUGUUCAAAUCCCAGUAAACGUCCUGAUGUUACUGAAGUGCUCAGUAUUGCUGAACAGUUGAACACGCCUCCGCGCCGCCAAAGUCAAGACGAAUCCAAUUCUCGUAGCGAUGUUUGUGUUUCUCUCAGUAAAUAA